AGGCAGUUAGUGCCAGGGCCCUUGCCUGAGUUGGGAGGCCAAACGAAGCUCCUCGUACAAGCUAACCCUGUAUAAGAACUUCACUAAAGAAAGCUACUCCAAGCUCACAGCACAUCCAAACACAGCAGUCUCAACCACAUAGAUGAUUUUGAUAUCGAUAGCAAAGCAUCUAUGGUGGAUUUUGCCAGUGCUGAUUAAGCAGCGUGGGGACUGCGUGACGUGGCUGCCUUCAGCCUUUCCUAUGCAGCUGGAAUAGCUUAGGGAAAAUGGAUUGCUCAGAUUCUACCUCAUCCUCUGAUGACGUGGGCAAACCUGUGGAUGAAGGUGCUAAUCACUGUCAAGAGAAGAAGCAUAUUUUUCCCUAUUGUCUCCCGUCUUGGAAGUCAACCCUUCAAGGUUUUGGAGAGCUGAAGUGGUCAGACAGCAUGGCUCCAGAGAACCCGCCGAAGGACAGGAGGCCGGGCAGGACCCACGAGCAUCCGCCAGAAGAGGCGAGAUCAGCUGGGAAAAGGAAACGAGACUGUGAGGAACUAGAGAAUGAGCCACUAGCAAAGAAGCUGUUUGUGAGAAAAUCGUCCAAACCCCCGGAGAAAAUUGGUUGGAGUAGAGGUGGAUGUGUGAUCAGAAAUACCAGAGCCCUUUUGCAUCAGCUGGAGAAGCAGUGCAGCAUUGUCCAUUACGUCUACCAGAACAUGCUGGGAGGCUCCAUCCGGGCACAGCUCAGGCAGUGUCUGCAGCUGCCGUUCCUGCGUUCGCUCACCUCGUACCGCCUUUUCCGAACAGCAAGUCCCUUUGACAGGAGAGUGACUUGCCUGGAAUGGCAUCCGACACACCCCAGUACUGUAGCUGUUGGUUCCAAAGGUGGAGACAUCAUCCUUUGGGACUAUGAAGUGCUUAAUAAGACCUGCUUCAUUAAAGGGAUGGGAGCUGGAGGGACCAUCACAGCAAUGAAGUUUAACCCUUUUAACCCUAGUCAGCUGUACACAUCGUCAGUGGCCGGCACUACCACUCUGCAGGAUUUUAAUGGCAAUACUCUCCGGGUCUUCACCAGCACCGAGGACUGGGACUGCUGGUACUGCAGCGUUGACGUGUCUGCCAGCUGCCGGGCCGUGGUGACGGGCGAUAACAUGGGCAAAGUGGUCCUGCUCAGCACCGCCGGGGAAGAGAUCUGGAAGCUGAAAUUACACAAGAAGAAGGUGACACAUGUGGAGUUUAACUCUCGAUGUGAGUGGUUGUUGGCCACAGCCUCUGUAGACCAGACAGUCAAAAUUUGGGACCUGAGGAACAUCAAAGAUAAAACAAGUUUUCUUCAUGUGCUUCCUCAUGACAAAGCUAUCAAUUCAGCCUACUUUAGCCCAACAGAUGGUGCCAAGCUCCUGACCACAGACCAGCGCAGUGAAAUCAGGGUUUACUCGUCUUCAGACUGGACCAAGCCGCAGCAUCUGAUCCCGCACCCUCAUCGGCAGUUCCAGCACCUCACAGCUAUCAAGGCGACGUGGCACCCUCGCUACGACCUCAUCGUGGCGGGUCGCUACCCAGACCCCAAGUUCCCGGGCUACACAGUGAAUGAGCUGCGGACUGUGGAUAUAUUUGAUGGGAACACUGGAGAGAUGGUGUGUCAGCUCCACGACCCAAAUGCAUCCGGUAUAAUCUCGCUCAAUAAAUUUAACCCCAUGGGAGACACACUGGCGUCUGGCAUGGGUUUUAAUAUUCUGAUCUGGAGCCGGGAGGAAAUGGUGGCCAAGAAGCAGGAACAUCUUUUGAAAGCCAUGACAGAACAGGGGAUCGGAAGCCGGAGCUCAUCCAGACGUGGAGGACAAAGGCAAGCAAACCCUGGGACAAGCAAACUCAAAACUAAGUUACUGUCUUGGGAAGCAGAGGAGGCAAAAACAAAGAGUAAAUCGCAGGGAAGGAAGAGAAAAGGGAAGGAUCUAGAGAACUGAUGUAGUAUUUUGAUCCUUUCUGGAUCGUUGAGAACAAAUUCAGUGCUAUCAAUGGGCAGCAUAAGCACUGCAGGGCAUUAACCUUCUGCUUUGUCCUUCCUCUGGCUCUGAUCUUCCUUCUCUGAUUCCCUUUGCUUCCCCUUCUAAUGAAUUGUGUUGGCACUCAGUUCCUCCUCCAGGCAAGGUUACCACUCGUUUUCUAGGCACUAGGGAAUCUUUAGGCCAUGGAGAGAUGUUAUCAGACUCUGCUGAGGUUCAUGCUGCCUCAUCUCUGCAUGUCAGCACCGUCAGGGGUUGCUGUCUCCUGCRUUGUGCUAUGGAGCAGCGCACGGCAGGGUCCCCAGCUCCUUUUAGUCAAACUGAGCUGUGAAAGCCUUUGCUGUCCAGCUUCAUGUCCUGAGAAGGUUCCUAGGCAGGGGUGAUGGGUACCGUGGAUGACCUCAGGAACACCAGCCUCUUCCAUGUGCAAGCUUUUGACAGGCUCUGUCAAAACCUCAGACUUAGCCUCUUCAGUGCUUGCAGCUAUUAACUAGCCCCUGAAGAGCAGGGUGAUGCCAGAGCUCUUUGUCUGCCUUGUGGCACGCAAGGGCAGCACUGAUGGGAGACCCUCCUGGUUCUGUAGAGUUCAUUUUCAGAGCUCUACUCUUUCUUCACACACAUUAGGUAUAUUUUUUUUCCAUCUAUGCCUAUGUGUUUCAGAUUGUUGUCUAGGAGUGUUUUUAAGGCAAAAAAAUGAGGCAUUUCUUACAGAAACCCUUUCUCAGCGCCAAAUCU
This is a messenger RNA of Nothoprocta perdicaria, 2717 nucleotides long. It is a transcript of the gene DDB2, whose product is annotated as damage specific DNA binding protein 2. The transcript has 13 exons. Bases 267 to 1943 code for a protein of 558 amino acids. Gene Ontology annotation, cellular component: nucleus; Cul4-RING E3 ubiquitin ligase complex. Gene Ontology annotation, biological process: DNA repair; response to UV. Gene Ontology annotation, molecular function: damaged DNA binding; protein binding. The record is from RefSeq and is a predicted model, not a curated record. NCBI's taxonomy places the organism in Eukaryota, Metazoa, Chordata, Aves, Tinamiformes, Tinamidae.